Teleopsis dalmanni is the source of this 1772-nucleotide messenger RNA. Its product is annotated as T-cell activation inhibitor, mitochondrial. The transcript is spliced from 3 exons. The coding region runs from base 157 to 1644 and encodes 495 amino acids. Gene Ontology annotation, cellular component: mitochondrion. Lineage: Eukaryota; Metazoa; Arthropoda; Insecta; Diptera; Diopsidae. The record is from RefSeq and is a predicted model, not a curated record.
AUUCAUAUUGGACUUUUUUGAAACAGCAUUUACUAAAACAAAAAACAUAAAAAAUAAAUUUGGGCUUACCUCGCACAUCUUUGCAUGGAUUUGGAGUGGAUUUUAUAUGGCAAUAUAACGGAAUUCUAAAAAUUUUAUUAAUUUGACAAAUUUUUUAUGUUAUUACGCUGUGUUCCUUAUAUAAUAAUUCGCCGUUUCAAAAUGUUUUCUCGUGGAUUUUUAAUGAUAGCAAAGGCACUGCGUCGCGGUAUUAGUACUGAGUUGACUGCAGCGCUUCGCCCGUUCUAUUUUGCGGUGCAUCCAGAUCUAUUUGGACAGCAUCCAGUGCAGCGAAAGGUAAAUGAAGAUUCAUUGAAGCAGCUGAGCGCACACAUGGAAUGCAUAACCGAGCAUAGAUAUCAUCUGGAUAGCAAGGAGCUAACAUUUUAUAUACGAGUUGGUAAAACAGUAAAACGUGAUAAAUUUAAGACUAUUAAAAUAAAGUUAGGGCAGCAUAACAAAGAUCCAAAGAUAAUUGUACAAAACUUACUGGAAUUAUGUAAUCUACCCACUGAUUAUGUCAAAAGUCUUAAACCGGAACCGACAUACGAUCCAAAAAGCUUUUCCAAAACCCACAAUAACAAAUCCAAUUAUAAACCCGGUGGCGAUUAUAAGUAUGGCUCUGAGUUCACUGGAUUUGAAUCACAUUUUUACAAGGCAAAGGAAGAAACAAAGAAGACUUUACAUUCGUGGAUGUUAGAAAAUGCGCCAGUGGCAAGAAAUCGCUCCAUCGAACUAGAGAGUGUAAAAGAGGAAGUAUCUAAGUUGAGUAAAACGCUUGUUAAACAGUUGAAUUUACGAGAGUUAAAAUAUGAUUGCGGUUGGAAUUACGACCACUUUCGUGGGUGUCUUAAAUCACUGGAACGUUUAGCCAACUUGCAUGCACAACACAUGACAGUUUUGAAGGACAGAACUGUGGUGUUUGCCUCUUUCACUGGUGUCAGUUUAGAGGGACAUGUGAUGUUAUUCACAGGUGAUGUAUUAAACAACUGGCUAGAUUUCAUAAAAAAAAUACCCAGACAGGAUGUGUUCUUAAAAAAGGUGCCCAGAUAUGAAAAUACUCUUUCGCAAGUAUUACGAAACAUCAGGGUCGGCCGUAGAAAAUUUAUGCCUAAGCAACAAGCCGUGGAAUAUGCUGGUCAUUUGGUAAAAUUAACAACUAAUCUUGGCGACUACCUGUCACGUAAUAAAUAUCCAAAGUCUUGGCCAGAAUCUUUAAAUGAAUAUGAAAUUGUUAUUGAAUCUGAAGCUGGUCCUUUAAUGGUUAAUCCAACAGGACAGUUUAUAGCACCUGCAACAUGUCCUGGCUUUAUGUUAGUCGACUUCAUAACAACGAAUAUGAGUAUAGCCAAAGAACGCGAAGAAAAAUAUAAAUCACAGAAAGUAAUCGAACGGGAGUUAGUGAAUCAAUGUCAGAAGCAACUACAACUGAAAUCGCUUACCAAGGAUGACUCCAUCAUACCUGAAAAAAUGAUAGAAACACUAACAAAUCUAAUAAAUUACGAAAAGGAUCCCUUUAAAAAUAUUGAUUUGCACAUUACAAACUACUAUUCGGUGCUUACAGAUGGCAUUGUAUGUAUUCCAUGGGAUUUCAUGUCAAGAUAGAAAAUAGAAAAUAAUGUCUUAUUUUUAAAAAAUAUUGUGAAAAGAUUGUGCCUCAAUAUAAUGUAAUCUACGAGUAUAAAUGUAAAAACAAACUAAACAUGUACCAAUUAAAUUUGUGCAAUAACUAA